CUGCACCUCGUGACGGUGAUGACCGUCGGCGGAGGGAACAGUGUGUUAAAAUGAUCCGGGGCGUUUAAACGCGGAUCAGAGGAGCCGGGCUGCGGACCUGAACACAGCGGGCAGGGGACGAUGCUCGGUCGGCUAUGAGACACAGGGAGCCAUGGCGGGCUGGCACCGGGAAACCGCCUCUUCUGUCGGCUUGUUGUUGCUGCUGCUGUCGGCUCUGAGCUCCGGGAGACCGCAGGAGAAAUGUCCAGGAGACAAGUCCUGUCAGUCCCCGAGGCCCCCCGUCGUCCUCAUUCCAGGAGAUCUGGGAAACCAGCUGGAGGCGAAGCUGGACAAACCCAGCGUGGUUCACUACAUCUGCUACAAGAAGACCGACGUCUACUUCACUCUGUGGCUCAACCUGGAGCUGCUGGUUCCCGUGGCCAUCGACUGCUGGAUCGACAACAUCAGGUUGAUCUACAACAGAACCACCCACAGCACCGAGGCGCCGCCCGGCGUCGACAUCCGGGUCCCGGGCUUCGGCAAGACGUUCUCGCUGGAGUACCUGGACCCCAGUAAACGCAGCGUGGGCAUGUACUUCUUCAGCAUCGUCCAGGCGAUGGUGGAGUGGGGCUACACCAGGGAUGAUGAUGUUAGAGGAGCGCCGUACGAUUGGAGGAAAGCCCCCAAUGAGAAUAAAAAGUACUUCCUGAUGCUGCAGCAGAUGAUCGAGGAGAUGGCGGAGAAGGCCGGGGGGCCGGUGGUGCUCAUCGCUCACAGCAUGGGCAACAUGUACACGCUGUACUUCCUCAACCAGCAGCCGCAGGCCUGGAAGGACAAAUACAUCAAGGCCUUCGUCUCUCUGGGGCCACCGUGGGCCGGCGUGGCCAAGACCCUCCGAGUGGUCACCUCUGGUGAUAAUAAUCGCAUCCCAGUGAUCAGCCCUCUGAAGAUUCGCACUCAGCAGCGAACUGCUGUUUCCACCAACUGGCUGCUCCCUUACGCCCAUUCUUGGCCCAAAAAUAAGGUGUUGGUCCAGACGCCCAAAACCAACUACACCGUUCAGGACUACCAGCGGCUCUACUCGGACAUCGGCUUCGAGGACGGCUGGCUGAUGCGUCAGGACACCGAGUCGCUGGUGGCCGACCUGAGGCCGCCCGGAGUGGAGGUCCACUGUUUGUACGGCACCGGCGUUCCCACGUCCGAGGCCUUCCAGUAUUCGGACAAGUUCCCCGACGUGGAGCCCACGGUGGUGUACGGCGACGGCGACGGGACGGUGAACCUGCACAGCGCCAUCCAGUGUGGACGGUGGGCCGGGAAGCAGAAACAGCCAGUGAUGCUGAAGGAGCUCUCCGGGAACGAACACGUCAACAUGCUGUUGAACUUCACGACCGUGGCUUACAUCAAGACCGUGCUGUUCUCGCCGUGACGACGCCGGCAUGGAGGCGGCGGCAUCAUGCUCGCAGUGUAAUAUUUAAACUUUGUACUGACAGGAACCGACUCACCUCACCUCCAAAAACACUGACUGCCAAAUAUUCCCCCCAUCCUUGUUCACGCCUCAUCGUUUCAAUAAAAGUGUUCAGAUUUUAUAGGACGGAGGUAAAUUUUAGAUUAAUUUUAUAUCUAGCCGCGGUCCUACAGUUUACGUUGAUGUCAGGUUGUUUACCGUCGAGCAAACCAAAAUGCAAUGACUUUUAUAUCGGUCUCAGAUUUUAAAUAUUUAACCAACGUGCUCUGAUAAAGGAAAGUCUAAAAGCAGGGAUCCACUGUUUGUGCCACUUGAUCCCAGUUUUAAUAAUAAUGUUGUGAACGAGAUUUCUGAGCUCCUCUGACUGUAAUCGUGUUAAAAUAAAGGUAAAUAGUAAAGCACAGACUGUAUUAUGAUCCCUCUCAGUGCGACUAAAUGAUUAUUUUUAUGACAACAGCUUGCGUUAUGCUUUUCCAGUUUUUUGUACUUUGAUUUCUGUUGAUAUUUUUGUUGAUUUUAUUGUUUUAUCCACGUUAGACGAGUCGAGUGCUGAAGGAUCGAAAACAAAGUUGCUUUUUUAAGAGCUUUUAAGUGCAUUUUUGGAGCUUAAUCAACGGAAAUAGGUGCCAAAGGCCACGAGAUGCUAGUGAAUGUUCCAGAAAAGGCUACCAAGUGGACUUUUUUUGUGUUAGAUGACAAGAUUUUGACAAAGAAAUCUGUACUUACUGGCUUUUCUCAUGUUUAGGUGUCACUUUGGUUAAGCAGCUCAUGAGAAGUAAGUGAAAGCAGCAGAUAAUCUAUUAAAUUGAGUUCUUAUUUAGUCAUUUCACACUUCCUGGGAUCUAAAAAUAAGCUUUUACAGUCACAUUUUAACAGUUUAGAGAAGUUAAACUCCUGCUUUCUGUUGUUUUCUUUGCUAAAUUGAAAGUGAUGGAGUGUUUUUUUAAUGUUUAAUCAAAUAAAUUCGCUAUAUUGAGCAUAGGAAUAUUUGGUUUUCAUCAUGAACUCCUGCAUAUCAAUCACAAAGGAACAUCUCUGACUUUUUUCGCCGGUUCUUUUAACAUCUUUCCUGGAUUUAUUUCGACCCAGACUGGACUCGCACUUGGAUAAAUGUGUGGACUCAUAAUGAGGAUCGUGUCUUUUAUUGUUAUUAUUUGUUGAUUCCUCUGUGUUUUGACGGAUGUUCUGGUGGAAAUGAUUGCUGUGCCAUGCAGCCCUCACAGGGUGGACCAACACGAGGUCACGUCUGCUGUGAUGUGUAACGUCAUGAACAUGUGUUGCCUUCUGUAGAGUGAAAUAUUUCAAAUCUCACAUCCGGAUGCUGAGUUUUUAAUCCGGUUAAACGUUGGUCUCAUUUCAAGUUGAAAAACUGCAGAAUAAAAACAUAGUUUCUUCAUGAACUGGUCA
Amphiprion ocellaris (clown anemonefish) is the source of this 2851-nucleotide messenger RNA. It is a transcript of the gene pla2g15, whose product is annotated as phospholipase A2, group XV. The coding region runs from base 152 to 1405 and encodes 417 amino acids. The record is from RefSeq and is a predicted model, not a curated record. The transcript is spliced from 7 exons. Gene Ontology annotation, cellular component: lysosome. Lineage: Eukaryota; Metazoa; Chordata; Actinopteri; Pomacentridae. Gene Ontology annotation, biological process: ceramide metabolic process; phosphatidylcholine metabolic process.